CUCAACAAGCAUAUCAACUUAUUCUCAAAAUUUCGAUAUCGCGUCAUGGUGAACCAAGAAGGGGGUGAUACGGGAAAAGUAGACCCUCCGGUACCGCAUGACUAUACAACGCAGGCCUGGGUAGCCUGUCUUUGCUGCUUUUUCAUCACAGGUCUUAUCGCGCUGUUGGCAGCCAGUAAGGCCCAUGAUGCCCUGACGCAGGGGGAUUUAGUCGGUGCUCGGUCGGCCGCGAAAUGGGCCCGGAUCAUCGUUCGCGUCAGCUACGGAGGCCCCGUCAUUAAUGGUGUCGUCAUAUGGGCAUUCUGGUUCUGCGGGAUUCAAAAAACUUGUUGGGGAAUGACUUGAACAAAAGCACUUGAAUCCUUCAUUUGCUGUUUUAAUUUGAGUGAAUACGUCUGAAAAUUGUAAAUGUUUUG
Dreissena polymorpha is the source of this 416-nucleotide messenger RNA. Its product is annotated as transmembrane protein 91-like. The record is from RefSeq and is a predicted model, not a curated record. NCBI's taxonomy places the organism in Eukaryota, Metazoa, Mollusca, Bivalvia, Myida, Dreissenidae. Gene Ontology annotation, cellular component: membrane. The transcript has 4 exons. Bases 46 to 345 code for a protein of 99 amino acids.